Molecule: messenger RNA, 392 nt
Organism: Staurois parvus
Lineage: Eukaryota; Metazoa; Chordata; Amphibia; Anura; Ranidae
Source: the annotation of a GenBank genome assembly
AACACCGCCCACAAUUCUACAUUCUUCAUCCAGAGCGCAGUCCACCCCUGAGCAGCUAUAUUGGGAUUCUAGAAGACAAUGAACACAAAGAAUGGUUUAUUAACUGAAAGAGAACAUAUAUAAGAAUUACUUAUACUAUAUUGCCAAAAGUAUUGGUACCCCCUCCAAAUCAUGUGAUUCAGGUGUUCCAAUCCCCUCCAUGGACACAGGUGUAUACAAUCAAGCCCCUAGGCAUGCAGACUGCUUCUACAAAUAUUGGGGAAAGAAUGGGUCGCUCUCAGGAGCUCAGUGACUCCAAGCGUGGUCCCGUGAUAGGUGGCCACAUGUGCAAUAAGUCCAUCCGUGACAUUUCCUGGCUACUAAAUAUUCCACACUCAACUGUUAGUGGGAUU